Dibothriocephalus latus is the source of this 1920-nucleotide messenger RNA. Lineage: Eukaryota; Metazoa; Platyhelminthes; Cestoda; Diphyllobothriidea; Diphyllobothriidae. The record is from the annotation of a GenBank genome assembly.
AUGGCAAUGGCGUCAGCAGUUCAAUCCGCGGAACAAACAAAUGCGUCAAACGUUGGAUACUCCUUGAAAGAUAGAAUACGCAAGAGAGCAAAACCCCGACGGAGGCCACAUCCUACUAUCGUACUCAUAAAUCAACUCAUAAACGAGCAUAAAGUAGAGAAGGACAGAUCCCGUCCGCUGCGUACAUAUGAAGAGAUAUAUGAGGCCAUUGAGAAGCGCAUUCAGACUCAUGACCUCUCUGACGCCGUCACAGUGUCACGAAAACACGUACAGGGAGCGGAUAGUCAGGAAGACGAUAGCCAGGCCAAAAGCCAGGUCGCUGAGGAGGAAUCCUCAGAGGAGGAAGAUGAAGAGGACCCACCGGUCCAGAUUGGUGCAAUGCGUGUCCUCCUCAAGCUGUCUACCAUAGCCUACUUUGCUCGUCUCAUUGUCCACCUGGGCGGCAUCGAGGCCCUCCUGGAAAAUUUGCAUCAACCAAAUGAACAAAUAAAACGAUCUGCCGCCAAAAUCCUCACCAAGCUUUGCAUCCUCAAAAAGGCUCGCAAAAAACUCUGUGCCAAGGAUGGAGUCCCACUUUUUGUCUGCAUGCUUGAUGAGUACACACAAAGGCUCCAAGAAAUCCACAACGCAGGCGUCCGGGAAAUGCGUUUCCUAACUGCAACAAACAGGCGCAAUUCUGUUACACUGGGCGCAUCCCUCAAGACCCUUGAACGCAGAACCGAACGCAAACGCAAACCGAUUGACAACCUGCUGAUAACAAUAUGCAGUGCCCUGGGGGCCUGCUCUAGGAGUCCCGAGGGUCGUCGGGCUAUGCGCGAGACUGGCAUGGUUUCCGUCCUCGGCAGGCUAAUCGCUCUAGCUCUUCCAGAGGUUUUGGAAUAUAUCAUGGGGAUCCUGGAGGUGUGUUGUCAAGAGAAGUACUUCAGAAUCUCCGUCUGGACCGAAGGUAUGGUGCCAAAGUUGGUUGAUUGUCUCAAGGCCUCCACACUCAGUGUGAAAAUACGCUGCUCUUUGACGCUCGCUAGGUGUUGCAGUGAGGCCUGUGUGCGUGAGGGUUUGCGGAAACUGAAGAGCCUAGAGAUGAUGAACAGGUAUCUGGCCUGGGAAUUGACCAACUCUGAAGGCGCAUUGGAGAGCCUGCGAAGGGUUGCCAAUGUUGGAGGUAGAAGACAAGAGGAUGAAAACUUUAUUAAUGCCCUUCUAAGGCGUUAUUCUGUUCUUCCGGCGGCAAGGCCUGCCAAGCAGGAGGAGAAACCACAGCAGCCGCACGGUAUCAAACUGAACCUGUUGGCCAGUCAGGCAGCGUCAGGGAAGGAGGAACGUAAAAAACGUGCCAAGGACGCUCUGGGCUCUACUGAACACGAGACCUUCCUGUCGGAGCACAUUCCGAACACGGGUCGUGUGCUGAAGCCGCUCACUUCUUCCAUGGACACUAUUGUGAGCUUCAUCCGCAGCCUGAAGACUGACGCAGAGAUACAGCGUGCUGCCCUAGAGACGAUUGCUCAGAUGGCUCGUGAUCGGAACACUCUGGCCAUUAUGACCGACCUGGGUGUGACCCAGGCGAUCUCUCGGUUACUCACUGUGGCAACUGACGAGGACAUGUGUGUCAGCAUCUGUAAUGCAUUGGCCGCAUGCUCCUACUACGGCAAGAAUGCCUUUUACUUUGGUGAUACCAACUGUAUUCCCGUGCUUGCAGCCUUCAUGAAGUCUCGUAACGAAGCCCUGCGAAGUGCCGCUGUGAAAGCGAUCCACGGUCUUAGUUUCGAUCCGGAAAAUGCAGCGCAGAUCUGGGGUGCGAAUAUUUGUAAACUGCUAACUUCCCUGGCGGCUGGAAAUGAAGAGAGCACACAGAAGGCAGCCACGGGCACCCUUACCAACAUACGACAGCUCGAGUUUAUUGCAACAUAUCAGGUUAAGUGA